AUGCGUCUAUCUAAAAUCUUGAUGACGCUAAUUGCGUCUUUCCUGGUUGCCAACGAGUCGUUUUCUUUCGCCACUUCCGGUCAGGGCUUCACCCCAAUCGAACCAUGUCAGCGCUCACUGCGUGCUCGUCAAUCGACUACUAAAGAUAGCGAAGAUUCCGAAGCAAGAACUCUGGACAACAAAACCAUGAUGGAGAUGAUGACAAAACUGAUAACGAAGGAAGAGCAUGCUGCCGAUUUGGGUAUUUUGGACGAUAUCAUGAAGCUCACCACGACGAAUGGAGGCGGAUUGACGCAAUUCAUGAAGACUGUUGCGUACAAAAAGCACAUUGCCUACGUAGACUUCUUGAACACUAUGAAGCGUAAGAAAGAAUAUGCGGAGUUGGUGGCAAAAAUCAAAGAAAAAAGCAAAAAGAUGCAGGGCAUCCUAGCGGAAUAG
Phytophthora nicotianae INRA-310 is the source of this 438-nucleotide messenger RNA. RefSeq lists its product as hypothetical. NCBI's taxonomy places the organism in Eukaryota, Oomycota, Peronosporomycetes, Peronosporales, Peronosporaceae. The coding region runs from base 1 to 438 and encodes 145 amino acids. The record is from RefSeq and is a predicted model, not a curated record. The transcript has a single exon.